Molecule: messenger RNA, 1338 nt
Organism: Phodopus roborovskii (desert hamster)
Lineage: Eukaryota; Metazoa; Chordata; Mammalia; Rodentia; Cricetidae
Gene: Spatc1l
Product: spermatogenesis and centriole associated 1 like
Exons: 4
Coding region: 100-1128 (342 amino acids)
Source: RefSeq, a predicted model, not a curated record
UGGAACUCCGUGGUCUUUGGCUGUUUCUGUGGGGUCUGUGGGCUCUGUAUUUCCAUCUCCAUGGGGCCACAGGCCCACAUGUGAGCACUUUAGAACACCAUGGCAGAGGGUAGUGAGCUGAUGAACAGGCUCAUGAGUGAGAAUGCAGACCUGAAGAAGCAGGUGCGCCUCCUGAAGGAGAACCAGAUGCUGAAACGGCUGCUUAGUGAGAGUUACCAGGAGAGCUGUGGCCGAGGGGUCCGGGACCCGCUUUUUCCCAAGGCCCCUACCUACCCUGAGGCCUGCUCCCCCGGGAAUGGAGGUCCAGAUUUUGGAAGGUUUUCCAGUGUCCCCGACACACCCUCUCAGUUACAGACAUCUUCCUUGGAGGACCUGCUAUGCUCACACGCCCCACUCUCCAGUGAGGAUGAGGCCUCCCCAGGCUGUGCAACCACCUCUCAGGUGCCUUUCAAGACCUUCCUCAGUCCUCCAGAACUACAGGCACGAAUUGCUGACAGGAAGAUGUCCCCACUCCUGAGUCCCUUGCAGGAUUCUCUGGCUGACAAAACCCUGCUUGAACCCAGGGAAAUCGUGAGGCCUAAGAAGGUGUGCUUCUCGGAGAGUAACCUGCCCACUGGGGAUAGGAGCAGGCGGACCUAUUACCUCAAUGAAAUCCAGAGUUUUGCCGGUGCGGAGAAGGAUGGCCGCAUUGUCGGGGAAAUUGCGUUCCAGCUUGACCGGCGGAUCUUGGCCUAUGUGUUCCCGGGGGUGACACGCCUUUAUGGCUUCACUGUAUCCAACAUCCCUGAGAAGAUCAAGCAGACAUCCAUCAAGUCCCUAGAUGGCUCCGUGGACGAGAAAAAGCUGCGUGAGCUGACACACCGCUAUCUAACUCUGACAGCCCGGUUGGAGAAGCUGGGGUACAGCCGUGACGUGCACCCGGUGUUCAGUGAGUUUCUCAUCAAUACCUACGGUAUCCUCAAGCAGCGUCCGGACUUGCGGGCCAACCCGCUUCACAGCAGCCCCGCAGCGCUGCGCAAGCUAGUCAUUGACAUUGUGCCCCCCAAGUUCCUGGGUGACUCCCUGCUGCUGCUAAACUGCUUGUGUGAGCUCUCCAAGGAGGACAGCAAGCCACUCUUCGCCUGGUGAGCCGCUCACCUCACCCUUCCUGCAAUAAACAUGUUUGUUCCAAACCCGGGGGCCACCCGCGUCCUCCCGCAUGGAAAGCUGUCUGCCCAGCUACAGUGGGGAGAGGCCUCCUCCAGGUCUGCGCUUGCCCUGUGCACCUAGAAGGUCUGGCCGCUCACAGUCGCAGGGCACCUGUUGCCUUAUUAAAAGCUUAUUUAUUUGUUUGCCUUA